This is a messenger RNA of Chenopodium quinoa (quinoa), 5897 nucleotides long. Its product is annotated as eukaryotic translation initiation factor 4G-like. The coding region runs from base 175 to 5679 and encodes 1834 amino acids. Gene Ontology annotation, cellular component: eukaryotic translation initiation factor 4F complex. The record is from RefSeq and is a predicted model, not a curated record. The transcript has 10 exons. Lineage: Eukaryota; Viridiplantae; Streptophyta; Magnoliopsida; Caryophyllales; Amaranthaceae. Gene Ontology annotation, molecular function: translation initiation factor activity; mRNA binding; protein binding.
AAAAAAAAAAAAAAAAAAAACAGCAGAAGCUUAAAAAUUCACUUUAGUAUAUGAGAGAAAACUAACAAGCAGUCUCUCCGCAAACACCCAACAAAUUUUUUCUCCUCUCUCGUCUCAGAAAGAAGCAAAAAGAAGUAAACUUUAAAUUAUUCUGGUGAAGGUUUGAGGGUCUAUAUGUCCCUCAAUCAAUCAAGGUUUGAUAAGAACGAGUCACAGUUUAGAAAACCAGGCGGUGGACGAUCUGGUAGAGGCUCUGGUGGUCAGCAAAGGAAUUUUCCUGGCGGUCGUGGAAGAGGUGGCGGAAGCGGCCCCACUACCACCACCGCCCCUCCGGUUUCGAACACUCAGAGUUACAAGAAGGUUAACCAUGCUCAAGGCGGACAAUCUAGAGGAAAUUCUGGACCUGUGACCCCUGAUUUUAAUGCUGUUACCAGUUCACGUUAUGCAGAAAAUGGUGGCCAUGUACAGUCCACAUUACAAGCAGUGUCCAACACACCAUCUCCAGCUGGAAUCCCUAAGCCAAAUGAUGCAUCAUCUCAUAAGAUUAGUCGACCUAUUCCAAAGGCUCCAUCUUCACAAUCAUCCUCCAUGAGCUCUGAAACUACCUUACCUUCCACACCUUCAAAGGGGGAUGGAGCUAAGGGCUUUCCUCUGCAAUUUGGAUCCAUAAGUCCAGGUUUCAUGAAUGGAAUGCAGGUACCAGCUCGAACAAGCUCAGCUCCACCUAAUUUGGAUGAGCAAAAGCGUGAUCAGGCCCGUCGUGAAGCUUCAAAAGCUGUGCCAGCAAUUCCAUUACCAUCUGCUCCUAAACAGGAGUUGCCAAAAAAGAAAGUUUCUACAACUGAGAAUCUGAUUGCUCAAGAAAGUAAAAGUAAGGUCAAAAGAGAUGUCCAUGUGGCAUCUGCAUCUCCACCAUCACCGGCACACAAACCUUCUGUUCUUCCUGCAGCAGGUAUAUCUGUGCCAUCACCGUUUCACCAGCAAACCGUUUCCAUGCAGUUUGGUGGACCUAAUCCACAAAUUCAGUCCCAAGGUAUGCUUACAAGUUCGCUUCAGUUGCCAAUUCAGAUGCCGUUACAGAUGGGAAAUCCCUCCCAAGUUCCUCCGCAAGUCUUUGUGCCUGGUCUCCAACAUCCACUUAUGCAAACUCAGGGAAUCAUGCAUCAUAACCAGAACUUGGGAUAUAAUCCUCAGCUUGCACCGCAGCUUCCUCAUCAACUAGGAAAUAUGGGAAUCAAUAUGUCUGCUCCGUAUAAUCAACAGCAGGCUGGAAAUUUUGGCAAUACACGUAAGACAGUGAAGAUAACACAUCCUGAUACACACGAGGAGUUGAGACUUGAUAACAGUGGAUCAACAGCACCAAGGGUGCAUCAAAGUGGGUCUUCGCAGUCCCAACCUGUACCUCCGUAUACAGGAGCGCAUCCCAUGGGCUACUAUUCUAGCUCAUACACAACAGGCCCCCCUUUUUUCUCAGCUCAAAGUUCACUUCCUUUGACAAGUGCUCAAUUAAAUGCUAGCUCCCAGGGUCCCAGGUUUAGCUAUCCUGUUAGCCAAGCACAGCCAACUAUGCCCUUCAUGAACCAAUCUGCGUCUAAUACCUAUUCAGUCAGCAGGGCUGGGGCUACCAUCCAUGGCGCUCCUGAUUCUUCCAGUUUGGAUCAGGUUCGGGAGGCUCAUAAUAUUGCCCCUUCUGCACAAUCAACAUCGGUCCAUGUGACUGUAAAGGCAGCUGGUGGGUCUGCUAGGGAGAAGGCCAUUAACUCCUCUGCUGUUGAAAGACCAGAGCUCUCUAAAGUAUUGAAUCCCGCUGUGGAGCCUAGUGUUGCUAGGAAGGAUUCAGAAAUAAAUGUGGACAAUUCCGCUUUUCAGCCAAACUCUAGUACUGCUCAUCCAAAACACUCUGCUACCAUGACAGCUUCAGUUGCCACUGAGUCGUCAAGUUUAGUAGAAGUUUCUGCUAUUUCUGAUACAAUUCAUAGAGAAUCAGCAGCUAUAGCUCCUCCUGUGAAUGGCGUCAAGAGGGAAACUUCAAGUAAGUCCGUGCCUAUCAAGGAUAUUGAGAAGAAUCCAGGCAAGCAAGAGCACCCUGAAUCAUCACAACAGGUUGAUGGAAAGUCUGAAUCCAGAGUGAGUCAGGAUCUAGUUGAUUCUUCUGAGGUUGUGAUCUCUGAAUCUGCAGAACCUAGAUCCACUCAAACUGCAUCAGACUCUAAGUUGGCUAUAUUAGAAGCUGGUCAGUCAUCACCAAGUGAUGUCCAUGGUGAUGGUAUUGGUACUGAAGCCCCAUCUCAUUCAUCAGAAAGUUAUGAAAACCAGGAUAUUGCUUCUAAAGAUCAGGCUACAAAUAAAGAUGACCUUCCUUCACAAGAAAAAGCUGUGAAAGAAUCAUCAGAUGCCAAAGAAAGAGGAGAAAAUGAACUAGACAUACUACAGUCAGAUAGUUCUUUGAAGGGCUCAGAUAUUGCCAAAGAUAUAGAUCGAGACGAGCAAUUGAUGAAUGCUGCUGAUGUAAAGGGUGUUAUGGAAACUUCUCAAAGAGAGGUUGAAUCUGCUGAAUCUUGUGUUCAAGUCGAUAAUUUGAUGGAAAUUCGCUCGUGUAAGAAUGAUUCAUCUAUUAUUUCUGAUGGAUGUGGCCUCUCAGAAGCAAACACUUUGUCAGUCUCAACAGAUGGUGUCAGUUGCAAAGGCGACGAUGUCUCCAAAUCUGGUAUGUCCGACAAUGAGGCAACUUCUGUUUCGGCAGAUCUCUUAGACACACAUUUAGGGCAUGAAGAAAUCAUGGAGAACUCAAGGCCUAAUUCUUCAUCAGGUACCACGUCAGGAUCAAAUAAGGGAAAAAAUAAAGGGAAGAAAAAGUGGAAAGAACUGCUUCAGAAAGCAGAUGCUCUUGGGACAUCUUCUGAUUUGUACAUGGCCUAUAAGGGUCCAGAGGAGAAGAAAGAAUCUAGUGUUGCUACAGAACUUGCUGCUGAUGAUAAGUCGAAGGAGGUAUCUGGUGAUGUCAGACCAGAAGAGAGUUCUGAGAAGAACAAGGAGGAGCAGAUUAAAGCCGAGCUUGAUGAUUGGGAAGAUGCAGCUGAAAUUGCUACACCAAAGUUGGAAUCCUCAAUAAAGGGUGGUCAUGGAGGCUCAGUUCAUGAUGAAGAUGGAGUUACAGCUAAAAAGUAUUCCAGAGAUUUCCUUCUAACAUUUUCAGCUCAGUGUACUAACCUCCCAGAACGGUUUGAAAUUACUUCUGAUUUAGAAGCUUUGAUGUCUGAAAAUACUAGUGCUUCUCGUAGUGAUCGUGAACACCCUAGUGCCGGGAGAACCAUAGAUAGGCCAGCUGCAGCUGCAGCUGCACGACCUGAUCGCCGUGUUAGUGGGACAUUGGAUGCUGAUAGGUGGAAUAAACAGCCUGGUCCGUUUCCUUCAGUUCGAGAUCCAGGGAUGGAUCUUGCAUAUGGAAGCAAUAUAAUGGGAUUUCGUGGUGGUCCCGGCCCUAAUUAUGGUGUGCUCAGGAACCCACGGGCACAAGGACCUGUUCCACAUGUUGGUGGGAUUUUGUCUGGCCCAAUGCAUUCUAUGGGUUUUCUGGGAAUGCAGAGAAAUAACUCUGAUGCUGACCGUUGGCAACGAGCUACAAACUUCAAUAAAGGUCUGAUGCCCGCUCCUCAGGGUCCUUCCCAGAUUAUGCACAAAGCUGAGAGAAAGUAUGAGAUAGGUAAAAUAUCUGAUGAAGAGGAGGCAAAACAGAGGAAGUUGAAGGGUAUUUUGAAUAAGCUGACUCCUCAGAACUUUGAGAAAUUGUUUGAGCAAGUUAAAGAAGUUAAUAUUGACAAUUCUGUGACUCUGGCUGGAGUAAUCUCUCAGAUCUUUGACAAGGCUUUGACAGAGCCAACAUUUUGUGAAAUGUAUGCGAACUUCUGCCAGCAUCUUGCCUCUGAGCUCCCAGAAUUAAGUGUAGACAAUCAGAAAAUCACCUUCAGGCGUUUGUUGCUGAACAAGUGCCAAGAAGAAUUCGAGAGAGGAGAAAGAGAGGAACAAGAAGCUAAUAAGGCUGAUAAUGAGGGUGAGGAUGAACCUAAACAAUCCGAAGCAGUUAGAGAAGAAAUGAGAUUGAAAGCACGUAGACGCAUGUUGGGGAAUAUUAGAUUGAUUGGUGAGUUGUACAAGAAGAGGAUGUUAACUGAAAGAAUAAUGCACGAGUGUAUAAAGAAGUUGUUAGGUCAAUAUCAAAACCCUGAUGAAGAAAACAUUGAGGCAUUGUGCAAGUUGAUGAGCACAAUUGGGGAGAUGAUUGAUCAUCCCAAAGCCAAGGAGCAUAUGGAUGCUUACUUUGACAUUAUGGGUCAGUUAUCCAACAAUACGAGGUUAUCUUCUAGAGUGAGGUUCAUGUUGAGGGAUGCUAUUGACCUUAGAAAGAACAAAUGGCAACAGAGAAGGAAGGUUGAGGGUCCUAAGAAGAUUGAUGAAGUGCAUCGUGAUGCUGCUCAAGAAAGGCAAGUACAAACCAGUCGUUUAAAUCGUGGCCCUAGCAUGAAUUCUGGGAUGAGAAGGGGCCAACCUAUGGAUUUUGGUCCUCGAGCACCUAUGAUAUCGUCUCCUAUUGGGCAGGGUGGUGGUUUCAGAGGUAUGCCCUCUCAGCUUCGUGGGUUUGGUGGACAGGAUUCCCGGAUUGAUGAAAGGAACAUUUUUGAAAGCCGUGGUACACCUUCAGUGCCUUUGCCUCAGAGGCUAUCAAGUGAUGAGACAAUUACCCUGGGACCCCAAGGUGGUCUUGCUAGGGGAAUGGCAUAUAGAGGGCAACCAUCUAUGUCUAAUUCUCCCCUGUUAGACAAUACCCCAUCCUAUGUGGAUUCAAGAAGAAUGAUAGGUGGUUUGAAUGGUUACAGUAAUGUGCCAGACCGUGGAGCAUUUAGCUCAAGGGAAGAUCAACUUGUGAGGAAUCCAUCUGAUAGAUUUGUUGCUCCAGUUGCUUAUGAUCAAUCUAGUAGCCAAGAGCAUAACACAAAUAGGGAUGCCAGAUAUCCCGAUCAAAAUUUAGACAGGGCUAGGCCAUUAACACCUACUGUGGCACGGGUUGCGCCAGCUCUAAAUGUUUCUCCAGAAACAGUAUGGCCCGAGGAGCGUUUACGGGAGAUGUCAAUUUCAGCAAUAAGGGAAUAUUACAGUGCGAACGAUGAGAAGGAAGUUGCACUAUGCAUCAAAGACUUGAAUGCUCCAAGUUUUUAUCCUACAGUCAUUUCUGCUUGGGUCACUGACUCCUUUGAAAGAAAAGACUUGGAGCGGGACAUGCUGUCACGACUGCUUGUCAACCUUACAAGACCUCGGGAAGGCAUUUUUAGCCCUGGGCAGCUUGUUGAAGGGUUCAAAUCUGUAUUGACUACCUUGGAGGAUACAGUUACUGAUGCCCCUAAAGCGCCAGAGUUUCUUGGCCGGAUAUUUGCCAGUGUAGUAAUAGAAAACUUGGUACCUUUAAAAGAUGUUGGUCGAUUAAUACAAGAGGGUGGGGAGGAACCAGGCUGUCUACGAGAAUCAGGGUUGGCAGCUGAAAUUCUAGGAAGUGUCCUGGAUAAGAUCAAAUCUGAGCAAGGAGAAACUGUACUGAAAGAUAUUCGAGCUGGCUCCAAUCUGCGGUUAGAAGAUUUUCGACCCCCAGAGCCAAUUAGAUCCCGUAAAUUAGAGAUGUUUAUGUAGGGGAUGUUGAUGAUUAUUGUAUGUGCUUACAAAUUUCUUGGACCGCUAUCAUUCAAGGUACAAGCAUGACAAGGAGUUUAGUGGAAAGGAUUUUUUUUUUCCAACUAUUUAUGAGCGGAAUGAGAUAAAUGUGGCAAUUUUUAAUUGCAUUAAUCUGCAACAUCACAAUAUUAUUCCUUUGAUCGGCUGAGUUGCAAAUGUGAAUUUUUUGUUGAGCA